Molecule: messenger RNA, 2016 nt
Organism: Rattus norvegicus (Norway rat)
Lineage: Eukaryota; Metazoa; Chordata; Mammalia; Rodentia; Muridae
Gene: Cfap20
Product: cilia and flagella associated protein 20
Cellular component (GO): centriole; axoneme; nucleus
Source: RefSeq, a predicted model, not a curated record
UUUUCGCUUAUAUCUUAAUGUUCAGGCUUUCUUGUUUUCGGAUCAAUGCAUUUAAAGAGAUGUUUUCCCCAGGGUAUUGCUUUCACAUCGUCUCACUCACCGUGACUUGAUAACUAAAGAUGAUGAUGUAAAUAGGGCACUCAAUACUGAUUCAUUAGCUUACACAUUCUUCUGUCUCCUGUUCUCCUGGGCCAACCCACAUUUGUUUUUUGAGACAGGGUGUCUCCGAGUCCUGGCUGUCCUGGAGUUAGUUAUGUACUCCAGGCUGGCCUCAAAUACAGAGAACUUUCUGCCUCUGCUGGGAUUAAAUCCGGUGCUAGGAUUAAAGUCUGGCAUCAACACACCGAGGGUAAUGCUUAUCUGUACUUGGCACAAAGCCACCUUCCUUACUCUUCCCGCCCUUCAGGGGAGGUGUCUGGCGUGACUCCACCCCUCCACACGCCUCCCGGUUCCCAUGACACCACGCAGGCACUGUAAACACGUGCGGUAACUUCUUACGUCUCCUUCCGCUGUUCUGAAGCAAGUCUCGGCUGCAGUGGGGAGGGGCGGGGAAUAGUCCCUUGGCAACCGAGUUCCGCUCCGGAGGGGGCAGGAAGGGGCGGGCCUAAGGGCGGAAGGAACCGGAAACCGCUCUUUCUGCGGUAGGACUGGGUGAUGCGCCUCCGGGAGGCGGGCCCAGGCGUGCGGAGGGAUCCGUGGCUGGCCGCGGCGGCGCUCCGCCUCCUCUCAGGCAGGCUUGGCGGCGCGGGCGGCAGUUGCUGUGGUUUCGGUGCUGAGGUGGCUGUGUGUUCACCGAGGCUUGCGGAUCCGCCGCUUCCCGCCGUCAGUGGCUGCAGCUCAGUGUCCUUCCUUCGGACCGGCGGCACCCUCUCUCUUUCGCCGUUCGGUUCCGAUUUCCAGUCCCGGGCCUAGGGCGGCUGCGGGGCCGCGGCUGGCGAGAUGUUCAAGAACACGUUCCAGAGCGGCUUCCUCUCCAUCCUCUACAGCAUCGGCAGCAAGCCCCUGCAGAUCUGGGACAAAAAGGUACGGAAUGGCCACAUCAAAAGAAUCACUGACAAUGACAUCCAGUCCCUGGUGCUAGAGAUUGAAGGGACAAAUGUCAGCACCACAUACAUCACGUGUCCUGCGGACCCUAAGAAGACGCUGGGGAUUAAACUGCCUUUCCUUGUCAUGAUCAUCAAAAACUUGAAGAAGUAUUUUACCUUCGAAGUGCAGGUACUAGAUGACAAGAACGUCCGUCGGAGGUUUCGAGCAAGUAACUACCAGAGCACCACUCGAGUCAAGCCCUUCAUCUGUACCAUGCCCAUGCGGCUGGAUGAUGGCUGGAACCAGAUUCAGUUCAACCUAUCUGACUUCACCCGGCGGGCAUAUGGUACAAACUACAUCGAGACCCUGAGAGUGCAGAUCCAUGCAAACUGUCGUAUCCGAAGGGUUUACUUCUCAGACAGACUCUACUCAGAGGAUGAGCUGCCAGCAGAGUUCAAACUAUAUCUACCAGUUCAGAACAAGGCCAAAGUAAGACACCCUUCCUGAAGGAAGCCAGGGGUGGGCAUGGGGAGCCAUGGCCUGGGACAUACCCUUGACCAAAAGCUGGCCUGGCUGGGCUGGCACUGGAGACAUGUUUGCCAGGCCUUAGUCCACAUUCUAGCAUGGCAGCGCCAAGUCAGGCGUGAGCUGUGGCCCGUUCUGUUGCUGCUGCCACUGCGUACAUCGCCUCUUCCCUCUCGGCUUCCUGUUUCUGCUCACGGUUCUUUUUGGAGGAAUGCCCUCCUUCUGAUCCUUUGUCGGCCUCAGAGGCUGGUGAGCAAGCAGUGUACGGUGUGGACUCAGCCACACUGUGCCCCCAUGGCCUGGUGUCCGCUCGGGUAUCAUCAGAGUAGGGGCUGGUGGGACUGACUUCGUUAUCUAAUGCGGAAACUGAUUGCUCAUCCUGCUUUCCUCCCUCAGCAAUAACUGGACAGCAGCUGAGGGGACAGACUCUGGACGCUGAGUCUUCGUUUAAAAAGGAAGCUAAAA